AUGCUCAAGAUGGCGAUUCUUCCUCGCCGCCCGGAACACCAGAGUGUUCUCGACAUUCCGACGCCGCCAUUGCAGCAGGCCGCCGUCUUCGUCAUUUUCUUCUUCACGGCACUUGCGUUUGUUACCUACAUUCUACGGGCAAUCACCCGCAUCCGGACGCGAACAUGGGGCAUCGACGACUAUCUCAUUACGGGAGCCAUGAUCUUUUCGCUCAUGAUGAUCGGGCCGUUUUACAUGUAUAUCAAGCUGGAAUACUUUGGCUGGCACACAUGGGAUGUGCCAAAGUUUGACCCGGCACCGGGGAUGUGGUGGUUCUAUCUAGCCCAGCUCUUCUACAACCCGAUCCUCGCCCUCGUCAAAGCCUCGGUGCUUUGCUUCCUACUACGCCUCGGCGGCCAGAAACCCGGUGUGAGGAACGCCAUCUACUUCCUCAACACGUUCAAUGCGCUGCAGGCCAUUGCCAUCUUCCUCGUCGCUACCCUACAGUGUCUACCCAUCGAGGCCAACUGGGACGCGGCCGUCAAGGCUGAUCCAAACACUAAGUGCAUCGACAACUCGUUCCACGUCACGAUCUCGAGUAUCACGAUUUUGACCGACAUCGCGGUGAUUGCGUUGCCGUUCUGGAUUUUCCUGGGGUUGAAGAUGCCCCGGGCUGCCAAGGUGGCCGUGCUCGGUAUCUUUACCAUGGGUCUUGCCGUCACCAUCAUCGGCAUCGUCCGUCUCCACGGCGUCAUCGCCCUCUUCUACCUCAAAUCCAAUGCCACAGAUCCCCUCUACAACAUCACCGUCACCCUCUCGGUCGUCGAAUCCAAUCUCGCCAUCGCCUCCGCCUGCGCCCCGGCCCUCCGUCCUCUCUUCCGCUCCGUCCUCCCCGGCCUCUUCGGCGGCAGCAGCGCCAACAACAAAUACAACCCCAACAACAACUACCCCCAUCCCAGCAGCCGCAGCACCCCCUAUGCACUUUCCGGCAACCGGGGCACCAAGAACGGCACCGGCAUCGAGAACACCCUGUCGUCUCACCACGGCCGCACCGAAUCCGCCUCCGCCGUUACCCGCCACAGCAGUAUCCGUCUUAAGAACCUGCGCGGCGGUGGGCAUCCCGUUAUGGGCUUGACCGAGUGUCGGAGCGUGAGCCCGAGUGGUUCGGAGGAGGAGAUCAUGACGUAUAAUGGGAUUAUGCGCACGACGGAUGUGCAGGUGCAUUAUGAUGAUCGUCGGCUUGAUCGUCACCAUCACGGUGGUGGUGGUAAUGGGAAUAGGUCUGGGGUGAGGACGGACGAGUCGCCGUCGAGUCGGGGGUCCAGUGAUUUGAAGGGGGUUGCGCGCUGA
Messenger RNA from Dichotomopilus funicola, 1329 nucleotides. RefSeq lists its product as uncharacterized. The transcript has 3 exons. Lineage: Eukaryota; Fungi; Ascomycota; Sordariomycetes; Sordariales; Chaetomiaceae. Bases 1 to 1329 code for a protein of 442 amino acids. The record is from RefSeq and is a predicted model, not a curated record.